This is a messenger RNA of Phasianus colchicus (ring-necked pheasant), 3067 nucleotides long. It is a transcript of the gene C5H11orf16, whose product is annotated as chromosome 5 C11orf16 homolog. The record is from RefSeq and is a predicted model, not a curated record. Lineage: Eukaryota; Metazoa; Chordata; Aves; Galliformes; Phasianidae.
CAUCUCAUUCUUCUGGUGGCAAGACAUAAUCCUACUGUUGCAAAACAUGACAGGGCAGCGGGAGAUCAAAAUAUUUCCUCUUAAUAUAUCAUGGGCAAUUCUGUUCUAGCACUGCAGUCAGAAGCUGUCUGCUCAACUGUGUGAACUUCAGCUGCAGUUUCUGUUUUAGCUUGUAGAAUGGGGAGGGUUGGGCUGGCUCAGUGUAUAAGGAGGCUAUAAAGGAGAGUGUAGGUAUAAGAGAAGAGCUGCAUGUUACAGAGGGGAACAAAAGCUGGAGCUAGUUAAGAACUUUGCUUUCCUUAGGAUUUCCACAGCAAGAGUGUUUCCCUGGAUGUUUAUGUCCCUUUACUAGAUAGAGAUUUAUAGGCUCACAGACUGGCUUGGAUUGAAAGGGACCUCAAAGAUCAUCCAUUUCCAACUCAUUUGCUGUGGGUAAGGUUGCCAACCACAAAUUUGAAUGAGUGGAAGACACUGAAGUCAGUGAUAUGGGUCCACAUGACAAAACACCAGACUGGAUACUUUGAAUUCAGUCUUUGUUUAAAGCGAGCAAUUAGUAAAAGUUACUGAGAUCUUGAGGGUAAUCUGGAAAACAUUUGCUUGGCUUGAAAAAUAUCAGUAUGUUGUCUCUUUUCAACUACUGACAGCUCGUGUUUUAGUCUUGCAGGAAGCUGCCUUUGCAAGAAUGGCUCAUUUGGAAGGAUUCCUGCCCAUAUGCCACAGGUGCUGCAACAUGAUGCCAGCUCUGGACAAGUUCCUGUGCUCCAGUGCCAUCCCUGCUAUCCACCCCUGCUGCAGGAGCUCCUUCACCAUGCAGCAUCCUGCCUGGAUCACCAACACCCUCGCUCCCCUGUGGUGCCAAUGGAUUGGGUGCUGCCUCCCCUCCCUUGGCCCAACAUGGCAGAGGAGAUCAGAGAUCUUAGCCAAAAAUGUCCCUGUUCUGGUGAGAGGGGAGCAUGAUGGAUUUUAUUACCAUGGUACAGUAAAAGAGGAGGUGGAGAAUGAAAGGGGAAUGUUCCUGGUAGAGUUUACCAGACCACUUCAGUUGCAUGGAAGGCAUUCAGUAUGUGUGCAGAAAACAGCAAAGGAUGACAUCCUGGAGUAUACCAAUGGCAUGAAGCAUUCCUUGCUGCCGGGAGACAAAGUGUUGGCACCUUGGGAACCAGAUUUGGUGAGGUAUGGCCCUGGAACAGUCCUCACGGGCAUUGAGACAAGGGACCCCUUACGAGCAUCAGAAGAUGAAGAAAUUAUGGUUCAGUUCUGGAAUGAGAAGAAAGUGAAGCUGCCACGAGGUGUAGCACUGUGGAUCCCUCCUACUCUGUGUGGGAGGAUUGUGGAGAUGAUCCACAUGCCUUUCUCCAGCAGGUUAAAGCACAGAGAAAGUCCUGACGCUAACUCGUGCAUUUUUUCCUGCAGUCCUAAAACCACCUGGGUUCCUGUUUGCACUGCACAUAGUCACGCUAAGCACAGCUUGCUCUCCUCACUCUGCUGGCCAGUUCUCCACUAUCGUUGUGGUGGUAUGUGCUGUUCAUCAGCCUGUGUCCGCUGCUUCUGCUGCUGCCAUGGCCAUUUUGAUGUUUGGUGGCCUCUUCCGCCCAAGUCUCAGGUCUUUCAGAGAGAAUCUGAAGAGGCAGAGCCCAGCAGAAAGUCCUCUCCACACCUUCUAGAACUGGAAGGUCCAAAACAAGAGGAGUUAGAAGCUGUGGCAGCACGUUCCCCUUCUGAUUCAGAGGGUGAUCCAGAGGUGUUCCCCACUCAGAGUGCUGUAGUGGACAGUACUGUUAAAUCAGACCCCAGUCAUCCUGAGAAGCCCAGGCUGGAGGAAUCUGCAGGGCCCAAGUGGAAAUACUGGAAAAGGAACCACUACAAGUCUCGUGCCAGUAAUUCAGGAACUGGCAGACACAGCAGCAUUUGUACAAAGGGCAAGUUGGAAUCCAAAGCCAUCUCUGUUGUGGACAUGUCCAGUGUUGCACCACCUGAUCUGAGUGCAGUGCUGGAAACUACUGAGCAGCCUCCCAGAGGGCAAUUCACAAUGAAUGGAAUAGUGAAAUACCAGGAUUUCAAGCUGUCAUCAGGGCAGGAAGGUUCUGUAGCAUCAGGAAAACAAAGAUACAGACGUACAAGAAAGAAAACAGAGUCAGACAAUAAACAUAAAAAAGCAACUUGCAUAGGAGAGGACAAACUUGGCAGUACAGACCGUAUCAGCAGAGAACAGAGAGGGAAAGAACUGCAGAGCUCUGCUAAAGCAGGGAGAGAUGUGAUCCAUCAGAAUUCAGUAACUCUACAGCUGGUGAAGUUCAAGAGCUGAAAUUUCAGGUAAACUGCUUGUACUAUUAGCAAUGUUAUGUUUAUUAAGCAAAUAAAGUUCUGAUUUAGGCACUUCAUAGAAGAGGUUUAUGGAUAACUGUACCAUUUUAAUGACUGAGACGUAAUUUCCAACCUGGUAACAUUUCAGCAUCCUCAUUCUUUACUCUAUGGUUAGUCUGCUGUUAAAUUGAAUUAUUUGGACGUGAACUCUUUACAUUUCUGAAGAGAUCAGGUAAAUUAGUAUUAGUGCUGAAAGCCUGAGCAGAUGCAAAGCAAGGAUCUAAUAAACCUCCAGUUUGUCUACUGUUCUUCAGUGCUAACCAGAGGAAUUCAGCUCAUCAAUUUCUCUGUGGGAAACCAGAAGAAACAGAGAAAUGAUACAACCUGACAGCCCCAAAAUUUUAUUAUUAUUAUUUUUUUUCAGGAUUAAAGCAAAAGAACCACCAGAGAAUAAGGAAUAGAUAGCUUAACACAGUUCUCAGUGUGCAGUGUUCAAGCCACUGAAUUUUAUAUUCUUCUCAACAUUAACUGAAACCUUAAUUCCAUCAGCUACAAAAGGAUUACAGACUAUAUAGAGCAUGUCACUAAUACUAACUGCCUGCUACUGAAAAAGGCAGCUAGGCGAUUCUUAGCCUAGUUUAGAGCCUGCAGAGCCAGGAUUUGAAGCUUGUCAAUAGUUUAGAGUAUUUCCAUAGAAGGAGAUUCUACAACCUCUGGGCAGCCUGUUCCAGUGCUCUGUCACCCUCACAGUAAAGCAGUUUUU